AUGAGCCAAACCGGAGGAAGGAAUGAGGCUUUAAAAAGCCUCCCCGAAGAAAUUGAGGACGUGUUGAAAGAUUUUGGAGAAGAUAUGCUAGGCUUCGGGCACGACGAAUUAAAACCUUGGAUGGAUGUCAAUCUUGAGAAUUCUAAGUUUUACAAAAAUCUAGCAAAAACGGAUGAAGAAAGAGAGAAAAUUUUGGAUGAAUUAAUGGAGCAGCAAAAGGACUGGCGGCCACACCUCUUCAGAUGCCUGCAAAUGGCGCUGUAUGUUUAA
This is a messenger RNA of Cylicocyclus nassatus, 270 nucleotides long. Lineage: Eukaryota; Metazoa; Nematoda; Chromadorea; Rhabditida; Strongylidae. The record is from the annotation of a GenBank genome assembly.